Messenger RNA from Fusarium pseudograminearum CS3096, 3762 nucleotides. RefSeq lists its product as uncharacterized. The record is from RefSeq and is a predicted model, not a curated record. NCBI's taxonomy places the organism in Eukaryota, Fungi, Ascomycota, Sordariomycetes, Hypocreales, Nectriaceae. Bases 1 to 3762 code for a protein of 1253 amino acids. The transcript has 8 exons. Gene Ontology annotation, molecular function: RNA binding. Gene Ontology annotation, biological process: mRNA processing. Gene Ontology annotation, cellular component: nucleus.
AUGGCUACUGGAAACAUGCGAGACGAAAUUAGCCAAUGUUGCGACAGUGGUCGCAUCAACUUGCCGAUCCAGCUUUAUCGUCGUCACAAGCUCUGUGCUCACAUUCGAGAUCUUCGCGACUUCACUCCAUUGAGUCAGAACGCUUACUUUCAAUGCUUUUACGGUCAUUACGCGAUACGCCAGCAUCCCAGUCCCAUGUCAUAUAAACGCUCCCGCGCAACCUACGAAGCCGAUUCCAAUGCACCCUUUGCAACGUUCGGCACUCCUCUCCCCGAUGACCCCGAAGCCCGAGAUGAUGGCUCGUUCGUUCCGGUAUGGAAACAGGAGGUGAGGGAUGAGAGGGGACGGAAACGAUUGCAUGGCGCGUUUACUGGUGGAUGGAGUGCAGGAUAUUUUAACACUGUUGGGUCCAAAGAAGGAUGGACUCCAUCGACAUUCGUAUCGAGUCGAAAUAAACAAAAAGAUGGCACAGCCCAAACACAGCAACGACCAGAAGACUACAUGGACGAAGAGGAUCUUGCUGAUGCCGCAGAAGCUCAGAAAGUACAGACUUCUCAAGCAUUCGCCGGUCUCGGGUCUUUUGAUCAGAACAACAGCUCUGGAGGGUUAAUGGGCUUGCUGAGAGCUGAAGGGGACACCAUGGGCUUGAAGCUGUUACGGCGUAUGGGCUGGAAGGACGGACAAGGCAUUGGCCCUAAAAUUCGAAGAAGUGCUCGGCUCGAUGCUGGACAAAAGAAUCCUGAAACUACCGAAACGCAUCUAUUUGCGCCGGAUAACGCUGAAAUGAUUCGAUUUAUCCGCAAGAGCGAUCGGAAAGGAUUAGGCCAUGAUGGCGAAGCAAAGUUGUCAAACCUCAACGCGAUUACAGCUGCAGCCGACGAAGACGACGACAAUGACAGCAAUGGCUUCGAUACCUCGAUCCAAAGCACAUCUUUGUUUUCCUCACAAAAAUCAAAGACGAAACCAGCGCGUGGUGGAAUAGGAGUGGGUAUUCUGAACGACAAUGGAUCCGAUGAGGAAGACCCUUACGAGAUAGGACCCAAAAUCCGGUACAAUCGCGUCGUUGGCGGUGACAAGAAAAAGAAAAAGGCAAAGAAAGCAUCCGCUGCAAUCAACCCUGCACUGAAAAAUGCCCCUGUCUUCAUGUCUCGAUCAGCUCGAGCUGGCACUGGUCUUGGGAGGUGUCAUGAUGGGCGAUUGCCGCUUGAUGGUUUCGUACUAGCCAAGAUUACGGAGGAUUUAUCUGAUCUUCUGUUGGAGUAUGCGCCGCCUCCAGUCCCAGAAGGAUGGGUAUCGUCCAAAACAUCCUCAGACCAGGCCAAUCCUGAGGACUAUAAGUCGACAGCUGAUGCUGCGAAAGCAUCCACCCAUGAUGCAAAGUCAAGGGCAGCGCUCCUUGGGGAAAGGAGCUUGCCAGGUAAAUCUGUCUUUGACUUCAUAACCAGCUCAGCACGCGAUCGACUUGCUACAGCAUCUGGGAACAAAAGUCUACCACAAGGGUUGGGAGAAAUACCCGAAGGAUAUGCUGUGUCAGAUGAAGAAAGACAACAGGCAGUCUGGGACCAAGCAGCCAAGCUGGACCAAGAAACGGCCAUCGCAGCUAUCUCACGAGGCUCGUCUGGGCCUUACGCAGAUAACGAGGAGAAAAAAGCACGUUACAGGACCUAUUUGGAACACUUUGCGACAGGCAGUCAACCGUUACCAUACAAACCUCAAGGCAUGGCUUACGAUGACUUUGCAAGAGAGCUAUCUGAAUUCCAUAAUUGCGCCAGGAUAUUCAAACCAAUGACAGGGUUUAUGGCAUCUCGUUUUACGACAGCCAAGAAGCCAUCGGCUGUCUCAACAAACGACUCUGAGACAGACCUGUUAUCGAAACCAGAACCCAAGGUAACUGAUCCAGCAGAAGACGCAGCCAAGGUCGGCAUGUACGGCAAGAUGACUCGUACAGUCGACAACUUUUACCCAACCAGAUUGCUGUGCAAACGGUUCAAUGUUAGACCGCCCGCACAUUCUCAGCCAGAUACUCAGGCGGGAACUAGUUCUGGUUCAAGGAAUCAUGAAGAUGCGAGACCUAUGGAUGACGUCGAAAUCAGUUCAAGGUCGCCUGUGGAUGUCAACAUGAUCGAAGGCGCCCCUGCAGGGACUGUGCCACCGGUUCCUGUACCUGAACCAGCCAUCAACCCGGACAAGAACGAAGCAGUAGAAGGGAAGACAGCACAUGAUGAAGUCCUUCGAGCGAUUUUUGGAGAUAUCUUAAUUUAUUAUCAUGCCCUGGAUACCCAUAAACCUCGAAACGAAAAGACAUGUCAUAAUAAGAAUAUUUCAAAUAAUGUCCUGAGAUUAUUUAUAGAACUUGGAAUUGGACCAUCUACGUCUUUAGACAAUAAGACUUCAUCACCCGCUUCUUCAAGACCGCCAAGCACGCGCACAACUUCAAGCCAUCAUCGCGAACCGACUCCCGAUAACCUAAAAUCCGCCAAAGAGCCGGAAUCACACAUUCUUUUAAAGUGCGAGCAGUCCCCGCCGCCGCAGUAUCCCGCCUCCGAACCUUCAACCUCGCGCCCUCCCCCCUUCUCGUCGCUCUUUACCUCUCCGACAACCGACGCUCACGAGCGCUCCAACAAAUUCGUUACAUUUACUGCUCGCUCUCCUUGUGAAGCAGUAGCAUCGGGAUCCGCUGCGCCAGCAUACGAAUCUUCUUCGCCAAGAGAAGCACUUCCGUUCGAUCCAGACCAAAUCACUACUGCAUUUCGCGAUCCAGUCGCGGAAACCAAGCGCGCGCUUCCUCGGGAUACCAAGGGAGAUUCUAAUCGAAAGGACGACGACGCAGAACCGCCUCCGGCUUAUUCAGAAGAGGGCGAUAGUCCCCUUGCCGCAUUCUCUUUCCUAAUGGCUGCCGCAGGAGGAGCUUCAAGCAUCAUCACUCAGGUGCAACAGGGCGGACCGCCUAUUAGCACUCUGGGUGAUGUUGGUGCCGAUGAAACAAUUGCUAUGGACCUGAGGGGCACAAGAUUCUAUCUCUCCAGAGAUGAGUUGCUCACUUUGCCUGAAUUUGUUCUUCUUUCUUUGUUCCCCAAUGGCCUAUUUCCAGAGGGCCAAAUGGGCGGUUUUUCUGACGGCGAUGCCGUGCAAGUAGACUACGACCCAGCUUCGCUUCAGUACAUGCUCGAUUUCUUCAGGGACGUCGCACAGUCUAUCCCCACAGACGGAUCACCAAGUGCUUCGCAAGAAGAGGAUACGCCCUCUCUUGGUACCUCGCGUGACGACUCUAAGCGAGCCGGUAUCAUUGUACUCCGUGAGGACCUUGACUUUUAUGCUAUCCCUCCCCGACCAGACAUCGGUCAGCUUGAUAUGAUUGCCGUGAAGCGGGCAGCCGCAGAGGCCUUGCAGCAACAGUCCGGCAUCUUUUCCGGACUCAAGCGAAGCGACGAGCCCGGUACUACCGAGGCCCAUUUGAUUGAGAUGUUGACAGCAGGUGGCUUCAACCACGACGACCGAUGGGGUCACCGUGCUGGCGAGCCCAACAAGGCUGUCAUUUGCAGUUUGGCACUUGCCCGUCUGCGCAGUGAUAUUCGAGGCAACGAGAUGGGUACCAACGCUGUUGGCAUGGCCCAAAAGCUUCUCCUCUUCUGGCGCAAGCCCGCUCGCCGAUGCUGGUGGGAAGGCGUUGAGCUCGAGAACGUUGCUGGCGUUGAGGGCAAACUCAAGGUCUGGAUCCGAAGGGUAUGGACCCUCGAGAUGAGUGUCAUUGGCCUUCGUUAA